This is a messenger RNA of Vicia faba (fava bean), 419 nucleotides long. The record is from the annotation of a GenBank genome assembly. NCBI's taxonomy places the organism in Eukaryota, Viridiplantae, Streptophyta, Magnoliopsida, Fabales, Fabaceae.
UAUCCAAAACCAUGUUUUUAUCUAAAUUGUUAAUCUCGAGAUUUUUCUUAAUGACUUCUCUUAUAGUCCUUCCUAUGUCUUUCUCUACCUCUAACUAUUUGACUCCUCUCCAUCUGAUCUACUCCCCUUACUACGGAAUCUACAGGUCUCCUCUCUACAUAUCCAAACCACCGAAGUUUAUUCUCCACCAUUUUUUUGCUAUAGGUGUUACCCUAACACUCUCUAAUAUAGUCAUUUAUAAUUUUAUCAUGUCUAGUCUUACGACACAUCCAACGCAACGUCUUCAACUCUGCUACAUUUAUUUUAUUCUCGUGUUGGUUCUUAAGCGCCCAACAUUCUAUCACAUACAAUAUUACAAGUUUUACCGCAGUCCGAUAAAACUUUCCCUUCAACUUGAACGAUACCUUUUUGUCACAUAA